Messenger RNA from Colletotrichum higginsianum IMI 349063, 2592 nucleotides. RefSeq lists its product as uncharacterized. Lineage: Eukaryota; Fungi; Ascomycota; Sordariomycetes; Glomerellales; Glomerellaceae. The record is from RefSeq and is a predicted model, not a curated record. Bases 1 to 2592 code for a protein of 863 amino acids. The transcript is spliced from 3 exons.
AUGUCAGCAAACGUCAACAAGCCGACGGACCUCAAGCAGAAGGAAGCCGACGUCAACCGCAAGCUUCAGCUUUACGGCAUUGUCUCCGCUUUCCAGGCUGGCAAGGUUCCUUCGAAUGAUCAAAUCGAUGUCGCCCUUAACAGCUUCUUGGCCUCCAAGGUCCUAUCCAACCCUCCCGAGAAACUUUCUCCCGAGGGCAGAGCUCUCGUUGCCGAUGCUCGCGAGGUUGUCAUUCAAGCAAAGAACCUUUUGUUGUCCAAGAACCAGGGCAACCUGCUUCAGGACUUUAUCUGGCAGACGGAACAGUUCGACGCCAAGGCCGUUCAGGUUCCCGGCGCCCCGAUCAACAAGGAGGUCGCGCAACAGCAUGGCGACAAGGCAAUGGAGGGUCUGCGGACCCUUGGCACUUUGAUCAUCACCAACGGCCAGUUCCGCAAGCUCCUCAAGGAUGCCACUGUUCUUCUCCGAGACAUGGCCGGUGAUGCCGCUACCAAUGCUGCUCAACGUGUGCGUCCUUCGGGUGAAGCUCUGCAAGACAUCGACCGUCCUGCCCAGGAUAACACUUGGCAUGAUGCCCCCGACUUCUCCAAGGAGAGCCUCAAGAAGCAGGCUCAGGGAGUCUACAAGGGAUCUCCGGCCGCAGACGCUCGGGACAUCGCCAACGCCGGCACCCAAUCUGCCCAUCCCAAUGGGGCGCAGAACCCUCAGGACCUUGCUGCCACUGCUGCGCGUGACCAGCAGCAGGGAACUAACUCUGGCGUCAAUGCACAGGGUGGCAUCAACGCUGCUCGCAACGUCAUUGAGAAGAAGUACAACGAGAACGUUGAUGAUGAGACGAAGGAGCAGGCCCGUCAGCGCAAGGAGGAGUACCUCCGCCGCAGCAAGGAGUACUUCAACAAGAAGAUGCCUCAGGAGCGCAAGGAGCAGACCAUUUGGCGCCUGAAGAAGAUGGUACUUGAGUGCCAGCAACAUCCCGACUACGCUCAGGCCAUUGAGACCCUUCUCAACCUCGCAGAAGAGUAUGCUGGCCACUCGCGCGCCAUCGCUCAGGGCGGAACUGGUACUGUCAGAGAUGCCCGCGCCGGCCUUGCUCAAGCAGAGUCCGAUCUCAAGACCCUGAUUGAGCGCUUCGCCAACGGUACUUCCACCGAGGACCUCUUUGAGUCCAUUCAGCAGAUCUACCGCGACGCCGACAAUGACCGCGAGCUCAAGGACUGGUUCAAGGCUAUGGACCGCUACGUCCGUCGCUGCCUCCUCGAGCAAGGAUACAUCCUGGAUGAGGAUUCCAACCAAGAGUGGAACCACCUCUAUGAUCAUGGUCGCUACUUGCUCCGCAACAAAUACCGCGUUCACACCGACCGUGUUUUUGACGAGAUUAAGUUCUUGAUCGAUCAAUUUGACCAGGACCCUCAAAACAAGCGCUUCGGCCUGGCUGUUCAGAAGUUGUUCACUGACCUUGGCAACGACGAGAAUGGCAAGCCCACAUUCAAGCCCCAUCUUCUCAAGGAUCUUUCGGAGGUCAUUAUUCCCUCCAUCUUCGAGAACGUAGCCUACGUUCCUGUUCCGCGCAUUGAGUACUCCGACUCUCAGUUCGACGCCGUCAUCGAGAACCUUGUCCUCGAAUCCGACAACUUCAUGCCCAACGUCCUCGAGGUCAACAGCGAGAACUACUUCCUUUGGGGACGCAAGAAGGUUGCCAACAAGCACAAGCAGUCUUUCGAGGUUAAGGUUGCUGGUGUCCAGCUUGACCUGCGUGAUGUCAGCUACCACGUCAAGCGCAAACAGGGAUUCCCUUCCAUCACAGACACUGGUGUUGCCGACAUCCUCCUUGCCGGUGACGGAUUUUCCUUCAAGCUCAAGCUCUCUUCUGCGGACAAGAAGGACAGCCAGAACUUCUUCAAGAUUGACAAGGUUGAUGUUGACAUCAAGCACAUGAGCAUUAAGUUGAAGCAGUCGAAGCAUAAACUUCUGUUCGGCCUCUUCAAGCCCGUCAUGCUUAAGGUUCUUCGCCCUGCCCUCCAAAAGGCUGUUGAAAAGGCCAUCAAGGACCAGGCUGCCCAGCUGGAUACUCUCCUCUUCCAGGUCAAGCAGGAAGCCGACCGCGCCAUUGACGAGGCCCGCUCUGACCCUGAGAGAACCCCCAACAUUUACAACCGCUACGCCACUGCCAUGCAAAAGCGUGCCCUGCAGACCAAGCAGAAGGCUCAGGAGGUUGCUGCCGACAAGAAGGUCAACUACGCCAUCACAAAGGAGGAUUCCAUCUUCCCCGACAUUAGCCUCCCCGGCGGCAUCAGUUCCAAGGCCACCGAGUACAAGGAGCUUGCCCGUAAGGGUGAACGCUGGGAGAGCCCUGUCUUCUCGAUCGGCAAGGCCAGCAAGUCAACUGACAUUCCCGACGCGCCUCGUAUCGAGCGCAAGAAGCAUGGCUUGCCUACCCAGCAGGGACAGUAUGCUCCUCACGCCAACACCAAUGGCGCAUUGAACGGCAAUAUGAAGAACGAUCCUUCAUCUCUGUAUGACGCACACCCCAAUGGUGGUCUCAACGGCAACGUCAACACCCUCUCGACCCCAGCCAACGUUAGUGGAUACUAG